Messenger RNA from Asparagus officinalis (garden asparagus), 568 nucleotides. RefSeq names its product replication protein A 70 kDa DNA-binding subunit B-like. NCBI's taxonomy places the organism in Eukaryota, Viridiplantae, Streptophyta, Magnoliopsida, Asparagales, Asparagaceae. The record is from RefSeq and is a predicted model, not a curated record. Bases 65 to 436 code for a protein of 123 amino acids. The transcript has 5 exons.
AAUAAAGAGUAAGAAUUUAAUAUUAUUGUUUAUUAUUAUGUACUGAUUAUUGGUAAGAAAACUAAUGUUUUUUAAAUAUUUUAGAUUUGAUCAAAUUUCGGUGACACUAUGGGGUGAUUUAGCGGAGAUUGAAGGAUCGUCUUUGGAGAAUUUGAAAGAUGCGAAACCCGUUGUUGCAUUGCUAAGCGUAAUUGGUAGACGUUAUUUAGGCGAGUUUCAAUUAUCUACAAAAUCAUCAACUCUGGUGCUCGUGAAUCCUGAAAUUCCACAAUGUAGAGAAAUGAUAGACUGGCUUAGAAAUUCAAACAGUGAAAGCAGUAAAAGUGUAUUGUUGACACCAACAAAAAGGAUUACUCAAGCAAAUAGGGUCAAGCUGACUGAUGUUAUCAAUACUUCGCCUCAAUUGUCUAAGGGGGAUAUCAAUGAGAACAACUAAGGUAUUAGUGAAAGUUGACCAAACAAGAAGAACAACAAAAACAUACGCAAAAAAUAUUGUGUAUCCAGAAGUAUUAUUGCCUCAAAGCGAAGAUGUGUAUUAAAGUUGUUAACUAUUUACAAUGCAACGGAC